AUGAUCGCCUCUGACAAUGCCCCGGCCGAUGUGGCUUACCCAAAGGGCAUCAAGUUUGCCAUCUUAAUGAUUUCACUCUAUAUCAGCAUGUUCCUGGUUGCCUUAGACAAACUCAUCAUCUCGACUGCUAUUCCCGCCAUCACGAACGAGUUCCAUGCUGCUAGUGACAUUGGUUGGUACGGCACAGCUUACCUUCUUACCAACUGUGCCUUCUUGUUAGUAUUUGGCAAACUAUACACCAUCUUGGAUAUCAAGACGACCUUUAUGACUGCCAUGGUACUCUUUGAGAUUGGCUCAGCUAUUUGUGGUGCUGCCCCUAACUCGAUUGCGUUCAUCAUUGGAAGAGCUGUCGCAGGUCUAGGUGGUGCUGGUACGCAGUCUGGUAUCCUCGUCAUCAUUGUCUAUGCUGUCCCUCUUGAGAAGCGACCUCAGUACCAGGGUCUCUUCGGUGCAGUCUUUGGAAUCGCUUCGGCUAUUGGACCUGUUAUCGGAGGUGUCUUCACAACUCAUGUCACUUGGAGAUGGUGCUUCUACAUUAAUCUCCCCCUUGGCGCCGCUGUCUUGACUUUUGUCUUCCUGUUUCUCCGAGUUCCUCGUCCAUCGACCGACAAGACCGGUCUCAUGUACAAGUUUCAGCAGCUAAACGUUCUCGGCUUGAUUGCUCUCAUCCCUGGUGUCGUUUGCCUCUGCCUGGCUCUCCAAUGGGGCGGCUUCGAGUAUAGUUGGAACAAUGCCCGUAUUAUUGCUUUGCUCGUGGUUGCUUUCACUCUCUUCAUUGCCUUUGUCCUCAUCCAGAUCUGGAAGCCCGAGCAAGCAACUGUCCCUCCCCACAUCUUCGCUAAUCGCAGCAUUUUCGGUGGCUUUUGGGUCAUCAACGGAGAUUCUGCCAUGAACAGUGGUAUCCAUCUCUUGGCCAUGGUACUCGCUCUUGUUGUUGGCUCCAUCAUCAGCGGUGUUCUCACCUCUCGUAUUGGAUAUUAUAUGCCGUUCCUCAUUGCCGGAAUCUGCAUCUCCUCCAUCGGCGCUGGCCUUUUUACUAUCCUUGGCACCAAUGCUUCAGAAGGCCAAUGGGUUGGAUAUCAGAUUGUAUAUGGUUUUGGUCUUGGUGCUUGUUCCCAGGCUCCCAACAUGGCUGCCCAGACUGUGCUCCCACGCAACCAGGUAUCGAUUGGUGCUUCACUCGUCAUAUUUGCCCAAACACUCUCUGGUGCCAUUUUCGUCUCUGUUGGCACCAACGUGCUCGAUGGAGAAUUGGUCAAGCGUCUUUCUGCCUUCACAAGCGUUACUCCCCAGCAGAUCGAGUCCGCUGGCUUAACAGGUCUUCUCAAGACUAUCCCUGAGAAGUUCCACAAGGAGACACUGACUGCCUAUAACGAUUCGCUGCAUGUUUGCUUCCGCGUCGCACUCAUCAUGGCUUGCCUGGCUAUUUUGGGGGCGUUGGCUAUGGAGUGGGCCAGCGUGAAGAAAGAGAAGAAAGAAGUAGUCGAGACAACAAAGGAGAGUGACAAUGAGGUAGAGGAGAAGUCGGUUGUUUGA
This is a messenger RNA of Fusarium musae, 1536 nucleotides long. RefSeq lists its product as uncharacterized. Gene Ontology annotation, molecular function: transmembrane transporter activity. Gene Ontology annotation, biological process: transmembrane transport. Lineage: Eukaryota; Fungi; Ascomycota; Sordariomycetes; Hypocreales; Nectriaceae. The coding region runs from base 1 to 1536 and encodes 511 amino acids. The record is from RefSeq and is a predicted model, not a curated record. The transcript has 5 exons.